AUCUAUACUAUAUUUUGUCUAUGACUAACCAUUUUUCGGAUUGUGUUAACGUUGUUGGUAUUCUAGUCUCCUAAAAAAUUAUUAAUUCUGAUUUAAGUGAUAAAUAAAUUAGAGAAAAUAAUAAAUCAGCGUUAAAAGUAACUAUUUAUAAUUUAACAAUUAAAUUGUUAAUUAAUAAUGGGCCCACCAAAACGUUUUAAAAAGGACAAUGGUAUGAAGAUAGAGGUAAAUGGAAAAAGCGUAAAGAGGAUCCAGAAGAAUACAAUGACGAUGAUACUUUAGAUGAUAAUGAAACUGAAGGUAUACCUGAUGCAGCCAAAAAUGAUGUUGAAAAGCAAGAUGAUACAGCAUUGGAAGAUGAAUUUGGUGCAAAGGAUUAUCGUUCGCAGAUGAUUUUAAAAUCUGAUUGUACUUUAAGGCCACUUUGGGUGGCGCCAAAUGGGCAUAUUUUUUUAGAAUCUUUUUCACCUGUAUACAAACAUGCUCAUGAUUUUUUAAUUGCUAUCUCAGAGCCAGUAUGUCGUCCAGAACACAUUCAUGAGUAUAAAUUAACUGCUUAUUCUUUGUAUGCUGCUGUUAGUGUUGGGCUUCAAACUCAUGAUAUAAUAGAAUAUUUAAAAAGACUUAGUAAAACUAGUAUUCCUGAUGGGAUUAUAGAAUUUAUAAAAUUGUGUACAUUGUCAUAUGGCAAGGUAAAGUUGGUAUUAAAGCACAAUAAAUAUUUUGUUGAAUCUCCAUAUCCCGAGGUAUUACAAAAAUUACUGAAGGAUCCUGUAAUUCAAGAAUGUAGGUUGAAAAAGACUAUAGAAGAUGAAAAAGAUGAGAUAAUCACAAAUGUUCAAAGCAAAACAAAAGCACCACAGUUUGGAGCAAAAGCAGUGACUAAUGUUCCAACUGGAAACACUAAAGUAACAGAAACGACUAACGAUCAGGUUCCAGCAGAAGUAGCUGCUGUUCCCGAAGAUAUUACUACCUUCUAUGAUAAAAUGGAUAAAGAGGAUGAAGAUGAAGAAGAAGAACACGAAUUAAAGACAGUUAGUUUUGAAGUAAAUCAGGAAAAAAUUGAAGUUAUCCAAAAAAGAUGUAUAGAAUUGGAGUACCCGUUAUUGGCAGAAUAUGAUUUUCGCAAUGAUACCGUAAAUCCAGACAUAAACAUUGAUUUGAAACCGUCGGCUGUACUGAGGCCCUAUCAGGAGAAGAGUUUAAGAAAGAUGUUCGGAAAUGGGCGUGCUAGAUCAGGCGUUAUUGUUUUACCUUGCGGUGCCGGUAAAAGUUUAGUUGGAGUAACAGCUUGUUGUACAGUUCGGAAACGUGCGUUAGUCUUAUGUAAUUCUGGAGUAUCGGUAGAACAAUGGAAGCAACAAUUUAAAAUGUGGUCCACCGCGGACGAUUCAAUGAUUUGUCGAUUCACAAGCGAAGCAAAGGACAAACCUAUGGGUUGUGGAAUUUUAAUCACAACAUAUUCUAUGAUCACUCAUACACAAAAACGUUCAUGGGAAGCGGAACAAACUAUGCGAUGGCUCCAAGAACAGGAAUGGGGAAUUAUGGUUUUAGAUGAGGUACAUACGAUUCCUGCAAAAAUGUUCAGAAGAGUGUUAACAAUCGUUCAGUCCCAUUGUAAAUUGGGAUUGACCGCGACAUUACUUCGAGAAGAUGAUAAAAUUGCUGAUCUCAAUUUUCUGAUUGGACCUAAACUGUACGAGGCCAACUGGUUAGAAUUGCAAAAAAGAGGCUUUAUCGCAAGAGUACAAUGUGCCGAAGUUUGGUGUCCUAUGUCGCCGGAAUUUUAUAGAGAAUAUCUUGGUUGCAAAAUGACUAAAAAAUUGUUACUUUAUGUGAUGAAUCCUAACAAAUUUCGUUGCUGCCAAUAUUUAAUACGAUAUCAUGAAAGGCGUGGCGAUAAAACCAUUGUUUUCUCAGAUAACGUUUUUGCUUUGAAACAUUAUGCCAUUAAAAUGAACAAACCGUAUAUCUAUGGUCCCACUAGUCAAAGCGAACGAAUACAAAUUUUGCAAAAUUUCAAAUUCAACACUAAAGUAAAUACCAUAUUUGUGAGUAAAGUGGCAGACACUUCCUUUGAUUUACCAGAGGCUAAUGUCUUAAUUCAAAUAUCUUCGCACGGCGGUUCACGACGUCAAGAAGCACAACGUUUAGGACGAAUUUUAAGAGCUAAAAAAGGUGCCAUCGCGGAGGAAUACAAUGCGUUUUUUUACACUUUGGUAUCACUAGAUACGAUGGAAAUGAAUUACUCGAGAAAGCGUCAGCGUUUUCUUGUAAACCAAGGAUAUGCUUACAAGGUCAUUACAAAACUUGCAGGAAUGGAAGAAGAACCAGAUUUGAUGUAUACAUCUAGAGAAGAACAGGGUCAUUUGCUACAACAAGUCCUAUCUGCGAGUGACAUUGAUGCGGACGAGGAAAGAAUACCUGGAGAAGGACCCAGACCUAUUGUACGUAAAGCCGGAAACAUGACUUCGAUGUCAGGCGCGGACGAUGCAGUUUAUUACGAAUAUAAAAAGGCUCCUAGUUCGUCUACAGCAAAUAAACAUCCGCUGUUUAAAAAAUUUAGGACAUAAAAAAUUUGGAUUGUAUAUAUAAAAGUAUUUAAAAAAUAACAUAUAAAAUCUUUCCUUAGUGUA
This is a messenger RNA of Bombus huntii, 2636 nucleotides long. It is a transcript of the gene hay, whose product is annotated as general transcription and DNA repair factor IIH helicase subunit XPB. Gene Ontology annotation, molecular function: ATP binding; 3'-5' DNA helicase activity; DNA binding. The transcript has 13 exons. NCBI's taxonomy places the organism in Eukaryota, Metazoa, Arthropoda, Insecta, Hymenoptera, Apidae. The record is from RefSeq and is a predicted model, not a curated record. The coding region runs from base 390 to 2573 and encodes 727 amino acids. Gene Ontology annotation, cellular component: transcription preinitiation complex; nucleotide-excision repair factor 3 complex; transcription factor TFIIH holo complex. Gene Ontology annotation, biological process: nucleotide-excision repair; transcription initiation at RNA polymerase II promoter.